This is a messenger RNA of Colletotrichum paranaense, 1380 nucleotides long. RefSeq lists its product as uncharacterized. The transcript has 2 exons. NCBI's taxonomy places the organism in Eukaryota, Fungi, Ascomycota, Sordariomycetes, Glomerellales, Glomerellaceae. Bases 1 to 1380 code for a protein of 459 amino acids. The record is from RefSeq and is a predicted model, not a curated record.
AUGUACCUCAAAAUGCGAAUACCACUCGACUUCUCCGCCGGUUUCCAGACCGGCUACCCUGCGACAUUGCAACGUCGUGAAGAAAUCGACGGCAGGAAAAUUACCACAAUUGUCAUCCUCGGUGUACUGGUUCUCCUCAUCUUCAUCGCCUUUGUCGUCUUUUCCCUCCGCGCAUCUCGGCGCUCUACCCGCGGCAACAACAAGAAACCUGGCGGCGGUGGCUUUUUCAAAUCAAUAUUGAAAAAUGGUGGCAGAAACAGAUACCGCCAGGCUCAGGAUGAAGACUCCACCUCUACCGAGCGACUGACCGACCGCCGUCGAUCCCGCCCCUCUUCUGUCGCAUUCGAUGCCUCGGCCGAUCAGUCGCAGGCCGAUGCCCGGUCUCCCAACAGCGCUGUCAACCGCAAUACUUCGAUUCGUUCGAUUAUGACGCUGCCUGCUUAUCGGCCUGAUCCGAACGAAACCGAGCAAGUUCUGGGUCGCGAAGGUGAACGCGGUGGUGUCGAUGUGGUUAUCGAAUAUCCCACGGAAGAAACAGAGGAGGAUUUGCGUGAUCAGGAGAUGGAGGCUCUUUACCAGAUUCGCCUAGCCCGCCGUCAAGAGCUUGCUGAGCGGGAGGAGCGGAGAGUGGAGCGCCGGGAAGCUCGGGAACGUGGCGACUUUGUAGCUCUGGACAACAUCCGAUCCAGAGCUCGGGCUGCCAGCAAUAACAGCGUCGUCGCUGUGCUCCGAGAAGAACAUGAACGCCUGAAGAAUGAACGUCAGAGAGCUGUUUCCAGUGUUUCCUACGCCGACCUCGGUGUUGCUCGUCACGACGGUACACGACUUCGCGCCAACAGCAAUGAGAGUGAGAGGAUGGGGCUGCUGUCAGACUCCGCCAGUAUUGCGGCCACCUCAAUCCGAUCUGGGGCCGGAUCAGCCAUGAACCACAGGAGAGGCAGCUCUGUAAUGAGCAUCGAAAGCGACCUACCUUCGCCAGGGUUCGCUUCUAGAUCACGGGCGAAUUCUCGACCAGAUACCCCCCGCCUAGAUACCCGAGCAGGGUCCAGCCCGGACGUUGAAGCUGACGUAGGAGACGCUGGUAUGCCCAUCUACUCUCCACCUGGAUACGACGAAGUCUCGCUGGAUGACGAGCGGUCCAGGAGCAACACCCCUCAACCUGGCACUGAGCCUCCGCCGACGUACCCCGGCCCUGCCCAGCAACGAGCGGAGAGCAUUGCCUCGAGCAUGGCCGACCUGGCUGCAGAUGAGCAGACUACGAACAACUCCGCAGACUCGCGCCGGAGCUCAAGAGUACCACGACUACCUAGUUUACGAUUGCAGCAAGUGCCGCAAAUCGUGAUAGAACCUUCCAGUGCCAGGCCUCACGACGAUAGGUGA